AUGGUUGUCCUCGUCAUGCUAUCUGCUGCUCUCCUCCUCGGCCUCUUCCUGCCUUCCUCCAUGGCCGCCAACGUUCUCUAUGCCGGCCAAACGCUCUACAGCGACUAUUCCCUCAAAGAAGGGGACUAUACCUUCAUUAUGCAGCACGACUGCAACCUGGUGCUGUACAACAGACAACUGGACAAGUGGUCCUCCAACACCAAGGACGAAGGUACCGCCUGCCACGUCACAUUGCAAAACGACGGCAACCUCGUCAUCUACAACAGCAAUGACAAGCCUCUUAAUUGGUCGAGCAACACCGCAGGCGAGGAGGACAAGUACAUCCUCGUCCUUCAUCGCGACGGCCACGUCGUCAUCUACGAACCUAUAUGGACCCGCCCCAAGAGAUACACCGCCAAUUCCAAAGGCUUCGUGAUCGUCAAAAGGGGCCACAGCGAUACUAGUAGCAUCACGGCGGCGGAUAACAACAUUCUCUAUGCCGGCGACACGCUGAACACCAGCUAA
Messenger RNA from Zingiber officinale, 504 nucleotides. Its product is annotated as mannose-specific lectin-like. The transcript has a single exon. NCBI's taxonomy places the organism in Eukaryota, Viridiplantae, Streptophyta, Magnoliopsida, Zingiberales, Zingiberaceae. The record is from RefSeq and is a predicted model, not a curated record. Bases 1 to 504 code for a protein of 167 amino acids.